CACAAUCACCAUAAUCGUCUCACCAGCUCCUGCAGCACCUUACAGCACAGUGCCCCUCCAAAGCUGAUUCUGCCCCGCCAUCCGAUCAGAAGCAUCACCAUGUCCUGGAACCGGCCUCAGCUGAGGAGCGGCACCGAUCUGCAGUUGCAGUCGGCUUUCAACGACGGACAAUGGGCCAACGCUAUCCGUCUCGCUGAGCAGCGAUUCCGGACCUUCAAAGAUCCUUAUUUUGAGGCCGUGAAGAUAUGCGCCGAAAGUCAGCUGGAUUCACCUGUGGAGAAGGCGUCACCUUUCAUCGCCAUCCAAAAACUGGUUCAGGAUCCGUCCGCCGUGAGGGACCCCGACACUCUGGAGUUGCUGGAGUGGGCUUCCGAAGAGUUUAUUGGGGAUCAGGACUUUUCCGAGACCUUUGGCCCCUUGAAGCUGCGCUAUGUCAAAGCAAAGCCCAAGGAAAAGAACGGCGGCACGAGAUGCCUUGAAUCAUGUCUGCUGCACUGGGACUUGAUUAGUGCACAGCAAAUUGCAGCAGUGCUCGGCAAGUCGUUCCCGCAAGAGAGAAGUUUCCUGUUCUGGAAUAUCGCCAUUACCCAUCUGCUAGCAACCAACGACCAAUGUCCAGCAGGAAAGAAACAGCUCUAUGGCAUGCUCGCUCUCAAGCAAAUGCAGCGCGCUGCGCAGUUUUCUGAACAGAGCGGCGCCGAGAGGAAAGACGAAGUCUCCGACCGAGCCAUUAGGACUGAAGAAGAGAUACUCCUCUUUUACCGCAUUCUUGAGGCCCAUGGCUCUACUGCCGAGUGGGAUGCGGCUCUCAAGGUUCCCAUUCUCAAUCCAGUCUACCAAUUUAGGAAAGGACGUAAGGAUUUGUUUUUGCAAGCUAUAGAAGUUCUCGAGCGGAAGGGAGAGUGGAAAACUGUCUACGAUCUGUGCAAGGAUUGUCUCUCAACGACGGACGAGAAUAAACAGUUGAGCCUUCUUGCUUGUGACUAUGCUGUGUGGAAGAAAUUCCUCAAUGCAGCUGGCCAGAUAGGACAAACUCAAGAGGCCUCGGCCGAGGUUUCCGAACUCAUCGACCGUUUUCUGACUCAAGAGGGUGUACGGUCUAUUUAUAAGCGCAACGUCCGUCUGGCAAAGGUUGAAGCAGCAUUCCUCUUUCCCAAGACCGCACAGCCAGGCUCUGAUGCCAUUUCGAACGAGUUCGAGGAACUUCGCCAAUACAUUGAAGUCGAGUGCGAAUCGCCCGCCUGCUUCGACGACGUCAAGGGCUUUGCCGAACGACUUCCGCCACAAGAGAGCAAAGCACUUGCCUAUAAUUUUGUUAUUGGGCUGUCUCAAGAGUCCCAGCACCCUGCGAGAUCAGCGUCUGUGAAGGCACUUGCCUACAAGCUGCAGUACCUCGGACUGUCCUCAACUAAGAACCUCGUUCGUGUUCCGAACGAAGACGUCAAGGGACCAAAUGAUUGGAAAUGUCUCAUUUGCAACACUACGAACAAGUCAUCUACCUGCACAGCCUGUGUUAAGAAACUCCUGGAGUCAACAUUGAGCUUGUACUCUUCCCUGAUCAAUUCUUCCGAAAUCGGCCAGCUCGACUGUAUACCGGAACUUGCUAUACUUGCAGCAUCAUGCUGUGUUAGGCUGAGCUGCGCCCACGAGCGUGGCACUGACAAUCCCACAUCGCCUUCAAGCAACGGCAGACCUGAUCGCUUGCUUCAGGCUGCCCUCAUCAUCGAGGACCAGCUCACCAGAACUCCAAAACACACACGACUUACACUGGUUCUCGUGCGCAUCUACCUUGUGCUUGGCUGCGCUUCCCGUGCUCGUGAAGUGUGGGAUACCGCAGACGUCAAGCGCACCAUUAUCGAUUCGCUCGGCCCCUACUUCUUUGAUCGCCUGUCAACAGUUGCGCCAACGUUGGUCCUUCCGCCGAACAGACCCGAAGGGGGACUGAUGCAGGGACUAAAAUCACAUUACAGGGCCUCACUCAAGCUGAGAAUGCCUAGAAGGCUGGCUGAUGCCUUUGAGGCUGAGAGCUACACCGCAAUUCUCGACAUCCCCAGUUACACUGAGCGGCUGAGGUCGAGUUGCACUUUGGUGAUGGGAUAUGUAGAAGAAUCUCGAGCUGCUCGAGCCCUGGGUAUUCAUAGUGACUCGGUAUUUGAUGAGCCGGCGAUCGAAGAGAUCACCGACAACUCUGUGCUGAACGAGGUUAUCGACUACGGAUCUGUGCCUAACUUGGAGGCUGCCUCAAGCCGGCCUAUAUACGACGUUCUGCGGCUGGGUCCUGAUCCAUCAAACCUACGGUCCCACUUGGCUCUCGCUGCAGAAAGAUUCUUCGAGAUCAUGUCAUUUAAACCGGCAUCGUCUUACAAGGUCGCCAACGUCGCGCAGAUGACAGCGGCAGAGCUGACCUUUGUCGUAGAAUCCCUCCAGCGAUUGGGCAACUCCCUUAGUAGAUUCCUCCAUACCCGCGGGAAGAAUCUUACCCAGCAGGAGGAAACCUACUACGAAGUCAUUUCUCUUCUGACUACCCUGAUUCCCAGCUCUGUCUCCGCCAGUAGAAGCCCGCCGCCUCCCGAACUUCUUGCAAGCAUUGUGUCGGCGAUCAAGUCGGGUCUAGAGGUCCUUCGGGCGCAAGCGCUAUCGACGCUAGCUGAUGCAGAAGAGCCCAAGUUGCUACUGAUGCUGGGCUCGCUCCAUGGCCUGUCGAUUCUUCGCGACGCUGCCGCUGCCGUGAAGCUGGCGACAUCGUACAUUGUGGCUUUCAACGGGCGCGAGAAGGAGAGGGACCGCUCCGGGCAAAGCAACGUGCCCAAGGAUGUGAUGGCUCAAGUCAAGGCUUUAGAGGCUGCAGCUGGCACUGCCUUUAUAGAGGGUAAGGCGCGGGUUGCUCUCCUGAAGCAGGAAAGCAAUACGCUGAGUGCCAAACUGAGCUCCUGGACGUUUGAGACAGAGUCUGGGGACGACUUGUCAAAACAGAUACGUGAAGUGGCAGGAUCUCACGUAAGCGUUUGGUCACAGCGGGUAACCGACAGCUGGCGAACGAAUGUGAAGGGUUGGGAGUCGGUGCGAUGGGAGUAG
This is a messenger RNA of Colletotrichum orchidophilum, 3075 nucleotides long. RefSeq names its product N-acetyltransferase B complex non catalytic subunit. The transcript has 8 exons. The record is from RefSeq and is a predicted model, not a curated record. Lineage: Eukaryota; Fungi; Ascomycota; Sordariomycetes; Glomerellales; Glomerellaceae. The annotation marks the transcript as partial.